UCUUGUUUACCAGGAUCUGAGUAAUGUUUGUAUGAAUGCUGAUGGUUUGCACUUUGAGCAAGCUGAGACACAGAGAGUUAAAGCAGAGUAGAGUCACAUGAUGACUGGGUGGAGCCAAGAGGGGAAACGAAACAGAUGCAGCCACAAUGGAGCCGGUAGGAGCAUUCACAAAACCAGGAAAAAUAAGCUAAUCACUCAAAGUGAGAAAUGGAGGAGAAAAAGAUGGCAGCUGUGAAUCAGAGCCCACCUAGAGAAGUGCCCCAGAGAGGGCUGGCAGAUUCAGAUCUUAGCACAGUGAUGUCCAAAAUGACAAUUAAUAAACACCAAGCCGAUCCUGAGUGUGAGAACAUAACACCGACUUCACCUGUAUUGAGCUGUGUGUCAAUGAAAAGUGACCAUUCAAUGAACCCUCCACUGAAAUUUCAGGAAGAAUCAUCAAGCAUUCCCGGGGGAAAACCACUUUCGCCUGUACCGAGCUGUCUGUCAAUGAAAAGUGAUAAUUCAAUGAACCCUCCACUGAAAUUUCAAAGUGAAACAUCACAAGUGCACAGGGGAAAACAAGCUUCGCCUGUACCGAGCUGUCUGUCAAUGAAAAGUGAUAAUUCAAUGAACCCUCCACUGAAAUUUCAAAGUGAAACAUCACAAGUGCACAGGACGAUAAAGCAGGAGAGAUCACACACAUCAGCACCCAGCUGUGCGUCUCUCAAAAGUAACUGGUCUCUGGACCUACCAGACUCUUUUAACAAAUCUUCUGGGCACAGGGGAAAACAAGCUUUGCCUGUACCGAGCUGUCUGUCAAUGAAAAGUGAUAAUUCAAUGAACCCUCCACUGAAAUUUCAAAGUGAAACAUCACAAGUGCACAGGGGAAAACAAGCUUCACCUGUACCGAGCUGUCUGUCAAUGAAAAGUGAUAAUUCAAUGAACCCUCCACUGAAAUUUCAAAGUGAAACAUCACAAGUGCACAGGGGAAAACAAGCUUCGCCUGUACCGAGCUGUCUGUCAAUGAAAAGUGAUAAUUCAAUGAACCCUCCACUGAAAUUUCAAAGUGAAACAUCACAAGUGCACAGGACAAUAAAGCAGGAGAGAGCACACACAUCAGCACCCAGCUGUGCGUCUCUCAAAAGUAACUGGUCUCUGGACCUACCAGACUCUUUUAACAAAUCUUCUGGGCACAGAAAUAGCAAAAGAACCAAGAUUCAUCCAAGACAACCAAGGACAAACUUAACUGGUAUUUCACAAAGCAUGAUUCACACUGCUCAUGACUCUCAAAAGUACACAGAAUUACCUGGCAAAGAAUUAUGCAUGAAAUUAAAAUCCAGUCUAAAGAAUCGAUUCCAGUGGUUAUCUGACGGACUACAAAGACAUGGAACACAUCUCAGUGACAUCUACACAGAGCUUUACAUUACAGAGGGAGGAAGUGGAGAAGUGAAUAAUGAACACGAGGUGAGACAGAUUGAGACAGCAUCAAGAAUUCACCAGUCAGUGGACGACAAGCCAAUCAAAUGCAAUGACAUCUUUAAACCCUUACAUGGACAACAUGUAAGGGUUAUGCUGACAAAGGGAGUUGCUGGCAUUGGAAAAACAGUCUCUGUGCAGAAAUUCAUCCUGGACUGGGCUGAAGGCACAGCAAAUCAGGAUGUCUACUUCAUAUUGCCGCUUCCCUUCAGGGAGCUUAACUUGAUGAAGCACCAGAGCUUCAGUCUGGAGGAUCUGGUUCACCAUUUCUUUCCAGAGCUAAAAGAAAUAAAGUUUACCAACGUUACCACACACAACACUGUGUUUAUUUUUGAUGGUCUGGAUGAACAUCGUUUACUCCUGGAUUUUCAAAACAGUAUGGUUGUAAGUGAGGUAAAUAUCCCUACCUCAGUUGAUGUUUUACUGACAAACCUCAUCAAGGGGAAUCUUCUUCCUUCUGCAUUCAUUUGGAUAACCUCCAGACCAGCAGCAGCCAGUCAAAUUCCUCAUGAAUGGAUAAGUCAGGUCACUGAGAUCCGAGGAUUUAACGACCCUCAAAAGGAAGAGUACUUAAGGAAGAACAUUAGAGACGAAAGCCUGGCCAAUGACGUCAUCAAGCAUCUGAAGUUGUCAAGGAGCCUCUACAUCAUGUGCCACAUACCCGUGUUUUGUUGGAUUUCAGCAACUGUUCUGGAGAAGAUGUUAAAAGAAGCAGAAGGUAAACCAAUUCCCAAGACACUGACUCAAAUGUACACACAUUUUCUAAUAAUUCAGACUUGCAUUAAAAAGGAAAAGUAUAAUGAGUCUCAGCAGAAAGACAGCGAGAUGAUUAUUAAAUUAGGAGAGCUUGCCUUCAAACAGUUGCUAAAAGGAAAUUUGAUCUUCUAUGAGGAAGACUUGAAAGAGUGUGGCAUCAAUGUCAAGGAUGCAGUCCUGUACUCCGGGGUUUGCACUCGAAUCUUCAGAGAGGACUUUGAGCUUGUCCAUAGUAAAGGAAAGGUCUUCUGCUUCGUCCAUUUAAGCAUCCAGGAACAUCUUGCAGCUUUGUAUGUGCACAUAACCUUCAGCAAAGGGAACAAAACUGUGCUUAACCAGUGGAAAUCGACAAAAUGCGCCAUUACAUUUCCAUGUUUGUCCCUCACUGACCUCCACAAGAGUGCUGUGGACAAAGCCUUGCAAAGCAAAAGUGGAGAGCUUGACCUGUUCCUUCGCUUCCUUCUUGGCAUCUCUCAGGAAAGCAACCAGGCUCUACUGAAAGAGCUGUUGCCACAGCUAUCAGCAUGCAGUUCCCAAAGUGUUCAAGACACAAUCGAGUACAUCAAGAUCCGGCUCAGGAUGCAUCUUAAUCCAGAGAAGUAUAUCAACUUGUUUCACUGCCUAAAUGAACUCAAUGACUUUUCUCUAGAAGAGGAGAUACAAAAUUUCCAGAGAUCCAGGCGUCUUGCCAAAACCAAGCUCUCUCCGUCACAGUGGUCUGCUCUGGUGUUUGUGUUGCUGACCUCAGGAAAUGCUCUAGACAUCUUUGACCUGAGGAAAUACACCAUGGACAAUACAGAUGAAUGCCUUCAGAGAAUGCUGCCUGUUGUGAUGGCAUCCAGAACAGCUGAAGUCAGAAACUGUAACCUCACAGACAAAGGCAUUCAAGCUCUGACCUCAGCCCUCAGGUCAAAGUCUUCAUGCCUCAGAGAACUGAAACUCAGUGGUAAUAUUUUGCGUCAGUCUGGCGUAAGAAUUCUUUCUGAAGGUCUUCAAAGUCCACACUGUAAACUGGAAAUUCUGGACUUGUCUGAGUGUGAUAUUCAAGCAGAAGAUUGCAGGUCCCUGUUUUCAGCCCUUAAUUUAAACCCUUCACACCUGAGAAAGCUUGACCUGAGCUUUAAUCCCCUGGGCCAUUCAGGAAUAUUCUUACUCUCUGAUGCUCUGCAGAAGCCACAAUGUAGGCUGGAGACAUUAAAGCUUUUUAACUGUCAACUAAACAGCGAAAGCUGUGCACACCUGGCUGAAGCGCUGAACAAUAACUCCAGCUUGAUUGAGUUGGAUUUGAGUAAAAAUGAUCUUAAGUACCACGGAGCACAAUAUCUCUCUAAUGGCUUGAGGAAUCCUUCCUGUAAACUAAGCAUUCUAAGCCUAGCAGACUGUGGCAUCACCAUUAACGCCUGCCGCUCACUGUGUAACGCUCUAAAUUCAAACCCCUCUCACCUGAGUGAGCUGUGUCUGAACAGGAAUCCAGUUAUGGACAGAGGAGUACGGCACAUCUCUGAUUUUCUAAGUAAGCCCUGCUGUAAGCUGGAGAAGCUAAGUUUGUCAUACUGUUCUGUCACUGAAAGUGGUUGUACCGCUCUGGCCUCGGCUCUCAAAUCGAACCCUUCACACCUCAGAGAGCUGGAACUAACUGGGAACCAACCAGGGAAAUCUGGACGGGACAAACUUUCAGCUCUACAAGAGCAUAAAGACUACAGACUGGAAAAAUUAAAGUUAUAGAAGACUAUAAGCUCCUGCACAGGACAAAAUUAAAUGUAUUCUGUCAUGUCCUUCUGCCACGAGUCAAUGGAAUGCACAGUAUGAAAAAGCAUAUGAUGCUUGAAAAAGAAAUGGAAGUAUGAAGGUGAAUGACUACUCACACUGGACAUGGUGAUCUACUCUGGUCUUUGUCUUUCACCUGAAGAAAUACUAUACAAUGCAUAUGAGUGUCUUCUGAGAUGCUGUUGUGAUGGCAUCAAGAACAACUUAGUAAGUUUGUCUGUCUAGUAUUUUAUAAGACAGGCUUUGUAUUUUCAUACUGUUGUGAGUGUUUUGUUGAAAGCUGCAAUAUACGCAAAAAAUAUUAUAUCGGGUAGCACAGAUUUCUCAAGCCAGAUAUAUACUGUAAAAGCGCAAUGCUGCAUUUAUUUGUAAUACUCUAUUUAGUAUUGUUAGUUUUGUGAAGGAUUCCUUUUAAAUUUGUGAGUAUUAAAAAAAUUACAUUUUUAAAUAUUUUAAAAUAUUAGAACUGGUUUAGAACUUUUCUCUUGUCAUUGUAAGAGAGUCUCCAGUCACUGCAGAAUCUUACCUCUUGGAGGAAGAAUAUCAUUUGUCACAAGUUUCAGGUUUUUUUAAGGCAUGAUGUAACAAGACAUGUGGUGAUAACCAGUUAAAUAACCAGUGGUGAAAACCAGUUGGGCAGCUGUGGCUCAGGUGGUAGAGUGGGUUGUCCACUAAUCAUAGAGUUGUUGUAUUGAUUCCCGGCCCACAGGGCAAGUUAGUGCCUUGCAUGGCAGUUCUGCUACCACUGGUGUGUGUGUGUGAAUGGGUCAAUGAGACACAGUGUAAAGCGCUUUGGAACUGCUAAGGUUAAAAAAGUGCUAUAUAAGUGCAGACCAUUUACCAUAAAUGAUAUAUCUUGGUGCAUGUACAGGAAAAAAAUCAGUGGUUCAACAUCGGCCCUUAUCAGUUGGAGAUGGUACAAUGCAUAAUAUUUUUAUCAUGGGACAUAACAAUAUUGUCCCUACAUCUUAGUUCUAUUCAAAGGGAUGCUGCCUAGGUAAGCACCAUAUUCACGCAAUGUUUGCAUACCUUACAGCUGGUGGUAGCAUCAUGUUUAGUUACCCAUAGCUUCUUUGUUGUGUCUUUAUUGACUAAUGCCCUUCUUCCUCUCUGUGCAAUUGUGCAAUAUUCUUUUCAUGUUUAGUAAUGGAUUUAAUGGUGCUUCAUGGGAUGUUAAAAGUUUGGGAUCCGUUUUUUUUUUCUAUUUUUACAACCAAACAAUGAUU
Messenger RNA from Ictalurus furcatus (blue catfish), 5204 nucleotides. RefSeq names its product NLR family CARD domain-containing protein 3-like. The transcript is spliced from 18 exons. Gene Ontology annotation, molecular function: protein binding. The record is from RefSeq and is a predicted model, not a curated record. Lineage: Eukaryota; Metazoa; Chordata; Actinopteri; Siluriformes; Ictaluridae. Bases 208 to 3936 code for a protein of 1242 amino acids.